Molecule: messenger RNA, 557 nt
Organism: Umbelopsis ramanniana AG
Lineage: Eukaryota; Fungi; Mucoromycota; Umbelopsidomycetes; Umbelopsidales; Umbelopsidaceae
Exons: 1
Coding region: 189-473 (94 amino acids)
Biological process (GO): DNA repair
Molecular function (GO): DNA binding
Source: RefSeq, a predicted model, not a curated record
CGAAUUAGAUCAGAAAGGAGUAAAACGUGUAGGUAUCUGCACUAUCUCUACUUAUUGAAGCCUAUAGUAACAUCUCGUCUGGCCAAUAGUUUUUCCAUCCCGUUAAUGAAUCAGCUUCGGAUUUUGGUCAGGACACACAUACAUCGAAGCGCUCACGGAAUGACGAAGUACCACUAUUUUCCACCAAAAUGGAAACCCCGUCAACGCUUGAAACCGACAGAAGCUCAGAGCAAGUUCUCUGCCCUAUAUGCAAUACCCAGUUUGAAAACCUGGACAAUCGAAUGAUUAACGAACACAUUGAUAGUUGCUUAAACAUGUCGUUAGUUCGCAACGAGAUGAAAGUCUCAGGCAUAGCACCAAACGACAAUGGCUCUGCAUCCCAUGAAUCGCCUUCAAUACAGUCACGGAAGGACAAUCAAGCGGCGUCGUCAAAAUCACUUCGUGACUACUUUGGUUCUAGCAAUCACACAUAAAUCUGUAAAUACACACCACCACAAUAAGACAAUGUUAACGAUAAUGCUCAUGGUUAUCUUACUAAAUAAAAAACUUAAUUGAUA